CGCGCCUCCAUCCUCCGCCCUCGCGCUCCCCUCGCACGUCCUCACGGCAGCAGAUACGCCACUGUCAUCGCAGCAGGAGCUGGCGUGCUCGCCCACGAUGUUCGCGCGCGGUCGUCGGCGAAUGCUUUCUCUCGCCUCUCUCCACGUCCUGCUGCUCGCCCUCUGCCGCGCGCAGAUCACGACACAGCCUCGGCGCUACAAUCUCUCUUCUCCCCUCUUCCUCUCACUCGCCAACACUGGCAAUCUCUCUCUAUCCCUCUGUUCCGGCCCGACUCCCCAGCGUCUCUCCGAAGUCGACCCGUCCGACUCUGCGCUUACACAAGCGAGGCAGCUGCUGCCAAGACUGGUGCUGGCGGAUGAUGAAGCUGGCGCGAGAGAUGAGAGUGAACCGGGGAGGACGUGGAUGAGUGGAGGCGCGGCGGUGGUGGAGGUACAGAAUGAAGGCAGCUGGAUUGCAGUCUACCCGCCGGAAGCGGGUCAGGGGACUUGGGAAGUGGAGGCGCAGAUGGGUGCAGUGGGAGAAGCUGCGCCAACCUCCAUCGCGCCUCAACCCGGCCUCUUCCUCUCCGACACCGACACAGCCGCCGCCUUGUUUCUCUCCACCAACUUCUCUUCGCUUCCCGCCGUGUCCAACUUGACCCUGCUGCCGAGCGACGGGCCCUUUGCCCUACCGGCCUACUUCAACUCCUCCUCGUGCUACCUCACCCGUCUCUCUUCGCUCUACUCCGCGUCUUUGCCUGCCAACUCGCAGCUACGCAUCAACGCGACCGAGACGAGACGAGGCAACACGGCCUGGCAGAACCAGCAUGAGCAGACGCGUCGACAGUGGCGCAUCGACGGCCUUGCUGCCGCGAGCAACUACACGGCAUGGCUCAGCACGGCAGACUCUGCGGAUGCUGCGGCGCCAAAGGUGUUGUGGCCUGCGAUCAAGCUGCGCACCAAGAGCGACGCGACGUGCCGACUGGUCAGCGACGUGCCCUUCUGUCCCUCCGUGGGCUAUGCCCUUCCCAUCUCUCCCUCUCUCUCCACCUCGGACGCUCUCUCGCGUCUCGAGCCCAUCAUCAGCACCAACGCGGCCAACUUCAGCGCCACGCUCUCGACGUUCGCCUGCGGCGAUCCGUACUUUGGGCCGUAUUCGAGCAUCCACACGUGUACCGACUGCGAAGAGGCCUAUCGCGAUUGGCUCUGCGCCGUCACAAUGCCUCGAUGUGUCGAUGGGAUUUCCAUGAGCAACAGCUAUGCAGUCGCACCCGAGCGCCUCGCGGAAAGCGGCACGCCGGUGGACGUCAACUCCGAUCUACUGCCCUACGUCCGUACACGCAACGCCUCGACUUCCCGAGCUCCACAACUGGAGGCGGACAACUACAGCGAGAUGCUGCCGUGCUUCUCGCUCUGCACGAGCGUGCUUCGUACAUGUCCGGCGCCGGUAGUGCAGUGGGCGUGUCCGUCCUGGCGCGUCACUGCGCGUUCCGACUACGGCGCGUUUGCGGAUGCGGGAGCGGACGGCUUCGGAGCGGGAUUCAACGGAGGUGCGGGAGAGGACGGGCAGCGAUGGGGAGGCACGCAGCGAUACAUCGCUCAAGAUGCGUUUGGCAACGCCUGGUGCAACGCGCUGGGCGUCGACUUUCGUCUUGCGGAGAUUAACGCUGCGCCGUCGUCGUCGCCUAGGUCUGCGCGCUACCUCGGCGCGCUGGUCGCGCUGCUCGCGGCAAGAUGCCUGCUGUAGAUGCCCAGCUGUUCAUAUAGAAGCGCUUGGCGCUAGAGGGGUAUGGGAAUGUCAUCGUCACCGUCACUCGUCCCUCUCCCUCUGUCUGUCGUGAAGAUGCCGUCGGUGAAGCCGGCGGCAUCCGCGAGGAGGCACAGUGGCGAGGCG
This is a messenger RNA of Tilletiopsis washingtonensis, 1873 nucleotides long. RefSeq lists its product as hypothetical. The transcript has 3 exons. NCBI's taxonomy places the organism in Eukaryota, Fungi, Basidiomycota, Exobasidiomycetes, Entylomatales. Gene Ontology annotation, molecular function: calcium channel activity. The record is from RefSeq and is a predicted model, not a curated record. Gene Ontology annotation, biological process: calcium ion import across plasma membrane. Bases 98 to 1726 code for a protein of 542 amino acids.